Messenger RNA from Sus scrofa (pig), 1750 nucleotides. It is a transcript of the gene HAAO, whose product is annotated as 3-hydroxyanthranilate 3,4-dioxygenase. Lineage: Eukaryota; Metazoa; Chordata; Mammalia; Artiodactyla; Suidae. The record is from RefSeq and is marked validated. Gene Ontology annotation, cellular component: cytoplasm. Gene Ontology annotation, molecular function: 3-hydroxyanthranilate 3,4-dioxygenase activity; iron ion binding. Gene Ontology annotation, biological process: quinolinate metabolic process; 'de novo' NAD+ biosynthetic process from L-tryptophan.
CUGCGCGGAGGACACAGCUCCAGAGCCGGGCUCCCGGGUAGCCAUGGAGCGCCCGGUGAGAGUGAAGGCUUGGGUGGAGGAGAACCGGGCCUCCUUCCUGCCCCCGGUCUGCAACAAGCUCCUGCACCAGAAGCAGCUCAAAAUCAUGUUCGUGGGAGGCCCCAACACCAGGAAGGACUACCACAUCGAGGAGGGCGAGGAGGUGUUUUACCAGCUGGAGGGCGACAUGCUUCUCCGGGUCCUGGAGCGAGGCGAACACCGGGAUGUGGUCAUUCGGCAGGGCGAGAUCUUCCUCCUGCCCGCUGGCGUCCCCCACUCUCCACAGAGGUUUGCCAACACCGUGGGGCUGGUGAUUGAGCGGAGGCGGCUGAAAACCGAGCUAGAUGGGCUCAGGUACUACAUCGGGGACACUACGGAUGUCCUGUUUGAGAAGUGGUUCUACUGCGAGGACCUCGGCACACAGUUGGCCCCCAUCAUCCAAGAGUUCUUCAGCUCUGAGCAGCACAGAACAGGAAAGCCCAACCCUGACCAGCUGCUCAAGGAACCGCCAUUCCCCCUGAGCACACGGUCCGUCAUGGAGCCCAUGUCCCUGGAGGCCUGGCUGGCUGGCCACCGCAAGGAACUGCAGGCGGGCACACCACUCAGCCUGUUUGGGGACACCUAUGAGACCCAGGUAAUCGUCCAUGGACAAGGCAGCAGCAAAGGCCCGAGACAGGAUGUGGAUGUGUGGCUGUGGCAGCUGGAGGGCUCCUCAGUGGUGACAAUGGAAGGAGAGCACCUGAGCCUGACCCCCGGUGACAGCCUCCUGGUGCCAGCCGGGACUGCGUAUGGCUGGGAGCGAGGGCAAGGUUCUGCUGCACUGUCUGUGACCCAGGACCCCACCCGCAAAAAGCCCCUGGGGUGAUCCUUGCACUGUGGGCCAAAGCAGCCACAGGGUAUGUCCAAAUGCCACCCCUGCCAAAUAACUUUCCCAGCCCCACUGUUUCUACGUGUGCUGCUGCCAAGUGACUCAGCGUGCCCCGGGCUGGGUCCUGGACGUCACGGUCAUCCGUCCUCCUCCUGCCCUCUUGGCCAGGAUACCAGGCUCCUGGGGACCAGGGCUCCCCUUCCCCCAUCACAGCCCUCAUCCCACUGCCUCUCAUGGUCCUGCCAGGUGGACUGCUCCCCGAGGCCCCGCUGCCUCUCCGUCCCUCUGUCCCCACAGGCUCAGCACUUGCCUGUGCCCAGAAGGUUCUUCAUAAAGGCUUCCUGGUGGACCAGCGCCUGCCGGUCUGCACACACACAGGCUGUGGUCCAUGGCAGACACCGAAUGUUCCCGUGACUGUGUAUAUGUUGGGGGAGGGGUGUCUGGGGCACUGGUGACCAUGGACGUGUGGGGGACCUGUUAUGAGGUACCCCCGCUUGCAGAGAAGCACUCAUGCUGUGUGGCCCCUCCAUGCGUGCCCCUGUGUCUGUCCUGGGGGCACAGAUGAGGUCAUCCCUCUGCCUCUCUUUCUCACUUAUUCAAGUAACUUUAAAAAAAAAAAAUAGCACCUAUCAAGGUUUUUCUCCUUAAUAACAGAAGUGAAAAUGUAGAAAUACAUGAAAACACAAAAUCCCCCAGCCAGGGUUAACCAGUUAACCACAGCCCUGGGCCAGAGCCUGACCACUGGGGGAAGAGAAGUCUUGCUUUAGAAAUUGGACAGUUGCUUCUUCUGUAAUCUCCAGUUUGUCUUUUUCAAUACUAAUAAACUUCCUUUUGAAAAGGCAA